AUGGUCAGCUCUUUAGCGGAGUUGGUAUUGUCUCGUAAUCAGUUGAGUGGUUCAAUCCCUCCGGGCUUGUUUAAAUAUGAAAAUCUCACUCUGCUGGAUCUCAGCCAGAAUAACCUGACUGGUGUUGUCCCAGAUAACUUCACGAGUCUCUCCAAGCUCGAGACUUUGCUCCUUUCAGACAAUUUACUGACUGGGGAAAUACCAGCGAGUCUGUCGAAUGUGACAACGCUGACUAGGUUUGCAGCCAACCAGAACGAUUUGCUCGGUUCGAUCCCCCCUGGUGUUACCAAAUAUGUGAAGAUGCUGGAUUUGAGUUACAAUGAUAUCAGUGGGAAUAUCCCUGCGGAUCUCUUCUUUGGUAUGAAUUUGGAGACGAUUGAUCUCACAAGCAACAAUCUUGAAGGGUACGUUGAUGCCAAGUUUUCUAGAAGUCUCUACCGCCUUCGUCUUGGUACAAACAAGCUCAGUGGGGAAAUCCCAGGCACGAUUAGUAAUGCCUCAAACUUGGCCUAUCUUGAGUUGGACAACAAUCAUUUGGAGGGCAAUAUCCCCCUUAACCUUGGUGGAUGCAAGAACUUGACCCUUUUGAAUCUGGCAUCAAAUAGGCUACAAGGUCAAGUGCCAAAUGAGAUUGGCAACCUUAACAAUCUGGUUGUUCUGAAGCUUCAGAUGAACAAUUUAAGUGGAUCUAUUCCAAGUACUUUUUCCAAUUUCAUAAACCUGAAUGCAUUGAAUCUUAGUUACAACUCAUUCAGUGGUUCUAUACCAGAUGGAAUUAUGAAGUUACAAAAUCUUUCCAGCAUGAAUUUGCAAGCCAAUAAGAUUGACGGUGUGAUUCCAAAUUCAAUCUCAUCGCUGAAGAUCCUAAUCGAGCUGAACCUGGGGAACAACCUGCUAACAGGCUCCAUCCCUGAAAUGCCAGCCAGCUUGAGUACAGCACUUAAUCUUAGCCACAACCUUCUCAGCGGGAAUAUUCCUUCAAAUAUUGGCUUUUUAAGGGAACUAGAGAUUCUUGAUCUUUCAUACAACAACUUGUCAGGUCAGGUACCAUCAUCAUUUGUGAAUCUUAAUAGCUUGACAGAGUUGGUUCUUGCUUAUAACCAACUCUCUGGGUUCCUUCCGACACUUCCUAAACAUGCGGCAGUCAAUAUCACUGGAAAUCCUGGACUUACAAAUACAAAUAGCAAUAAUAUGGACACUGGUAGUAAGAAAAAAAGGCCCACUAUUCUAAUAAUCAUCAUUGCUCUGGCUGGUGCUCUUAUGGGAUUGUGUUUGCUUGCUGUUAUUGUUACAUUGUCAUUGUCCAAAAAGGUUUAUCGUAUUGAAAACGAACAUUCACCAGCUGAAGAGGGUGCUGCUCAAAUCAUCAAUGGCAGCUUCAUAACUUUGAACAGCACUGACACCACUACACUUGAGUACAUGAAAGAAAAGCGGGAUGACUGGCGAAUCACACCUUUCCAAGCUCUGAACUUCGAGGUUGCUGACAUACCUCAGGGACUAAGAGAGGAGAACCUCGUUGGCAGUGGUGGCUCAGGGCAUGUGUACCGCGUCACAUACACCAACCGGUACAACAGCAGAACCGGGGUGGUUGCUGUGAAGCAAAUACGAAGCUUUGGGUCCCUGGACGAGAAGCUGGAGCGUGAGUUUGAGUCCGAGGCUCGCAUCCUAUGCAACAUCCGGCACAACAACAUUGUCAAGCUGCUGUGCUGCCUCUCUAGCGCAGACUCCAAGCUCCUUGUGUGUGACUACAUGGACAACGGCAGCCUGGCCAAAUGGCUCCAUGGCGACUACAUCCUCCGUGCAGGGAAUUCUUUGGCGAUGGCACGGCCCGUGCAGCGUGUGCCGUUGGACUGGCCAACAAGGCUCUUAGUGGCUGUUGGGGCUGCGCAGGGCCUGUGCUACAUGCACCACGAGUGCUCACCACCCAUAGUUCACCGAGACAUCAAGACGAGCAAUAUCCUGCUGGACUCAGAGUUCCGGGCUAAGAUCGCAGACUUUGGGGUGGCUAGAAUGUUGGUCAGGGAAGGGGAACCCAAUACGAUGUCUGCCGUGGCCGGAUCAUUUGGCUACAUGGCUCCCGGUAAAGUUCUGCUUUUUGGUUAUUUCGGCAAAUUUCACUCGUUUUGCCUCAGUAUGUACAGUAACUGGGAUAGUAGCUACGAUAUCACAAGUUCUACUAUUGCUGGACCUUAUGCUAUGAUUCUUUCAUGUUUGUCUGCAGAGUAUGCUUACACUAGGAAGGUGAACGAGAAGGUGGAUGUAUAUAGCUUUGGGGUCGUUCUCUUGGAGCUCACAACAGGCAAGAAGGCUAAUGAUGGCGGCGAGCUUGGUUGUCUGGCAGAAUGGGCUCGCCACCAUUACCAAUCAGAGGCGAGCAUCCUCGACGUAAUAGACAAGAGCGUCAGAUAUGCAGGGUAUCCUAACGAGAUUGAGACGGCGUUCAGGCUAGGCGUCGAAUGCACCGGCAUCUUGCCAUCGCCACGGCCGACUAUGAAGGACGUGCUGCAGAUUCUGCUGAAGUGCAGUGAGCGGACGCUCCGGAAAUGCAGAAUGGAGUGUAGCAUGGAGUUUGAAGCAGCUCCAUUCCUGCUGCUAUAG
This is a messenger RNA of Miscanthus lutarioriparius, 2598 nucleotides long. NCBI's taxonomy places the organism in Eukaryota, Viridiplantae, Streptophyta, Magnoliopsida, Poales, Poaceae. The record is from the annotation of a GenBank genome assembly.